UCUCUCUCUCUCUCUUUCGCUCUCUCUCUUUCUGGGACCCGGACUUACUUGAGGAAAAGCGCCUGAACGUGAUAUUUUCUCUCUGAGGCUGACACAGACACACACACACAGACAGGACAGAGGCAGAGGCAGAACAGGCGUAUACGUGCCAAGGAGAAGGCGUAGACUUCCUCCGAACGUUUCCUCCGCCACCUCCGCUUUCAACACUCGAAAAGUUUUGUGGGAUCUGUUGUUGUUGUUAUUGUUGUUUGCUGUUGUUUUUGAGGUGAGGACUGCGUUUUACUUUUCCCCUCCACCACCUGGGCGCUCCGUGGAUCCGGCUCCACUGUCGGGAGAGGAUUCGUGGGCUUUUCCUCCGCGGACAUGGACUGGGGAACAGAUCUGUGGGACCAGUAUGAUGUCAUUGAUAAGCAUACGCAGUCAGGCCUGGACCUGGUGGAGCGUUACAUUAAGUUUGUGAAGGAACGGACGGAGAUAGAACAGAGCUACGCCAAGCAACUCAGGAGUCUGUCAAAGAAAUAUGCCAAACGAGGGAGCAAAGACGAACAAGACUGCAAAUUCAGCAAUUACGCGUCAUUCCAGGAGAUCCUGAACGAGCUGAACGAUUUCGCCGGCCAACGGGAGCUCAUCGCUGAAAACAUGAUGACCGGCAUCUGUGUCGAACUCACCAAGUAUCUGCAGGAGCUCAAACAAGAACGGAAAACACACCUGUCGGAUGCAAAAAAGGCCCAGCAGACUUUAGGGGACAGCUUUAAACAACUAGAAAGCACUAAGAAGCGCUUUGCCAAAGAAUGGGCAGAAGCAGAUAAGGCCACGCAACAAGCAGAUAAAACAGAAAGCGACCUCAAUGCCACAAAGCUGGAUGUGGAGAAAGCCAGGCAGCAUGCCCAUGCCCGCGUGCACACGGCGGAGGAGUGUAGGAACGACUACGCGUCGCAGCUGCAGAAAUUCAACAAGGAACAAAACUACUUCUACUACACAGAGACACCGCAGAUCUUCAAUAAACUGCAGGACAUGGAUGAGCGGAGGAUCCGGCGACUGGCGGAGGGCUACUGUCAGUUUUCAGACAUUGAAAAGAACGUGCUGCCCAUCAUCUCCAAGUGUUUGGAGGGAAUCUCUGCGGCGGGCACGAAAAUCAAUGAGAAACAGGACUCAAUCCUGUUCAUAGAGCAGCAUAAGUCCGGUUUUGAGCGACCUGGAGAUGUGGAUUUUGAAGAUUAUACCCAGGGAAUCAAACCAGCGACCUCUGACUCCAGCCUCCACCCGCCCAAAGUGCGCACCAAGCUCUGGCCUUUCAGCAAGAAGCACAAGAUAUCUCAUGCUGAAAAGCACAUGCCGCCGGCUGCAGAAGAUUUCUCUCACCUUCCUCCAGAGCAGAGGAAGAAGAGGCUGCAAGCGAAGAUUGAUGAAAUCACCAAGGAGCUGCAGAAGUUGCAGGAUCAAAGUGAUGCACUGGAGAAGAUGAAGGGUGUGUAUGAGCAGAAUCCACCGAUGGGAGACCCAUCCAGUCUGGAGCCUCAGAUCACAGAGACUGCCCAGAACAUAGGGCGCCUGAGGGGGGAGCUAGCCAAAUAUGAGUCAUGGCUGUCAGAAGCAGUGGGAGGAGAGGAAUCUUCCAACACCAUCAACAAUAAUACUCAACAUGGUGUCGUAGCAGCCAACCAGGGCCAUAACAUCUACACAGAGUUUGACGAUGAGUUUGACGACAUAGAGAAUCCUAUUGGCCAGUGCACGGCUCUAUACACCUUUGAUGGCAACAGCGAGGGCACCAUCUCUGUCACAGAAGGAGAGAUGCUGAGUGUAAUGGAGGAGGAUAAAGGAGACGGCUGGAUGAGAGUCCUUAGAGCGAGUGGAGAGGAGGGAUAUAUACCUUCAUCUUAUGUCAAAGUCAAUCUGUAAUACACACACACACACACACACACAUACACUUAAAGCUUGUGAUGGCAAAAGGUGAAUACAAAGUCCAUAGUAUAAUUGGAGCCCUGCUCCACCUCUUUAUUCUCAGCCUGUGACAUGCAUAGCUCGAUUGAAAUGCUUGUUAUCGAGGCAUAAAUGGCAGAUCACACACUCCCCGACUCUGUUGUGCUGUGGCAGGAGAGGCCGUCUCUGAACACAGACUCUCACACCUGUCAUGUCUCGAUGGAUUUCAGCUUCUUUGAAACCAAACUUUUGAAUGUAUACCUGAACCUUUAGUCAUAGGGACUCGUGUAACAUGCUCUGCAUCUCAGUAGCCUUGCACUACACUUUUCUUUCAUCAAUGUAUCCACCCACUUCACUUUCCCGCUGCCGUUUCUAAUAACCUGCUGAUCUUUCCCUUUUUGCAACUCCAGUUUUCUGCUAAAACCUCUCUCCUGACACGAUAAUGUGAUUUUUUUUUUUUUAUCAGUAUGAUGUGAUGUUUAAUGAGUUAUAACUGGAUGAAAACCACUACUCUAUAGAGAGUGCACUAAAUACAUAUAUCUCUCAGUGGACUGUCACAGUAAUGGAUAGGUUUACAUUUUUUGUAUGUGUUAAAACAAUAGCAAGGUGCCUAUAUGAAUAAUAAAGGGAUAGUUUGAGUGCGUGAGGUACUUAUGCAUAGUCAGUGUGUUACGUAGAGUAGACAGAGGGAGACGGGAGAAUUACAUGAAAAUGUGUUGUAGGUCUGUAAAAGUGUGCUCAACUGGGAAAAAAACCCCAAUAUAAAUAAUAUAUAUAGUAAUAUUUUUUAAAUGUGAUCUAUAUUUUGAAUAUCUUCACCUGUUUGCCAUUUCUCUGUCAUACGUAUUACCUGGACAGCUGAUGUGCUGUAAUACAGCCUCAGCAAAAAUGUAGUGACAGGAAGGAAAGGAACAGCUGUCAUGGUAAACUGCUGCAAAUACACAAAAUGUUGUGCAGUUAGAAUGUCAUUUAUUUCUUUUUAACAAGGUAACAGCACAUUUUCUCUCCUGUCCCUGUUCACAUUAAAUCAAUGCAUAAUCCUGGUGCUCCUGUCUCCGAGCGUGCUAAACGCUGUUUACCGUAUGUAACUCAUUGACUGUGCAUAAGUACCUCACACUUCCCUUAAAAACAGUACAUGUUUGCUGUUUACACUGAGUCUGGAGAGAUCCUUUACUAAUGCGCUCCCUUAUUAAUCUCACAAUAAUCCUUCCUCAGUGCAAAAGCUGAAGCUAAUAUGAUGCGUCAGCUGUCCGAGUCACAUUUAUCAGAAUGUGUUCUUUCUUAAUAUCACUCCACUGUGACUCAGCACCUGAAACCCGAUGGUAACUUCAAAUAUUCUUUGGACGUUAUUUUGACAAUGUGAAUUUUAAGUGGUUUCCCAUAUUAUCUCUAACUUAUAAAGUAUGUUAGGAAGGAAUCUCUCAGCAGCCAGUAUGAACACAGCAGAUUUUGACAUACAGUACAUGUGGGCAUGCAAUGUUUUUGGGUUUUCUUUGUUUUUUUUUUAAGGGGGGCAAAUUUUACUUAAGUUUCACCACUACAGCAAAAAUAUUUGCACGUUUGCAAAUCUUUUUUUCCCUUAAAUUUAAAAGCACAGUGGUUGAAAUGGUCCAAAUUCAAAUGCAGAAUUUUAGAAUUCCUGUGAUUGCUUCAUUGCUUCAUCAUAAAGCACUGACAUUGUGUAACUCAGAGGUAGACAGUAGGCAGAAGUUGUCGCACUCUUGUGUCAGAGCAGUCUCUAGUGGUGCAUUGACUAUUUUUACUUUGCCAUGAUUUGGUUUUAUUAAGCUCAACUACCUGUUUUUACAUUUUUAUCCUGCCGAUCUUACUCUGCCACUUUAUAAAUCCUCUGCAAUGACGGCCAGUAAUAAAAAAAAAAACACCCACUUUGACUUUGUUCUGAUUUAAAAUUCAAAUUAACUACACUUAAAAAGAUCCAAAUCCAAAUUUAAAAGGAAAUAAACUAAGCUUCUCACUGCUAUAAGUCAUGAAUGGUAAAACGUGAGAAAUUUAAAAUGCUUUUGACAACAUAUUAAAAUACUAGAUGAUCAUUUGUGGUUUCUCCACAUGAAAAGUUAAAUACACUAGUACAUGGGCUCAUUAAGCCUUAUUGUGAAAACUCAAAUUGAUUAAUAAAAGUUUAACUGCUGGACACAAUAUGUCUCCUACUUCACUGAAAAGUCAGAUUUCAGUGUCUGAUAUAUAUGAAUAUAAGAGGAAAACAACUCAAAGUCAAACAUACAGGAGAGGUAACAUUUAGCAAUGCGAGUUUUGAGUUGAGGCUAAAGACGAGGUUUACCCAUCUCUUUCUGCACCAUUCUGUCCUGCACGUGGAGGUAAUAUUGUACAAUCCACUUUUAAAAAGAAAGCAUAUGUAUUUACAUGUAUCACUUCAGUCAUAAAUUGGGGGGAAAGAAAAAUCCUAA
This is a messenger RNA of Solea senegalensis (Senegalese sole), 4346 nucleotides long. RefSeq names its product cdc42-interacting protein 4 homolog. NCBI's taxonomy places the organism in Eukaryota, Metazoa, Chordata, Actinopteri, Pleuronectiformes, Soleidae. Gene Ontology annotation, molecular function: protein binding. The coding region runs from base 364 to 1899 and encodes 511 amino acids. Gene Ontology annotation, biological process: signal transduction. The record is from RefSeq and is a predicted model, not a curated record. The transcript has 15 exons.